GCACCAUCCGUGGUGGAUGUCAAACAGCGUGAGUACUGGUGGUACGCCCAGGGGAUAGACUUUGGGCGUCCGUGGGUGUAUAAAGGCGCGCCGAUUCCCAGUGGAACUCCAAAGGCCCACCGCACGAGCAGCGAUCGCAGUCGCACGUCCCUCUCCCACCGUCCACAACCCACUCAACUGUUGAAGACAUGAGCCUCUGUGACGACUGCGUUAAAGGCGUCCGUCAUGAGGGUGAGCCCGAAGGAAAGAUCGAGAAGAUCGGUGGGGUUGAAUCCUACGUCGCCACCCCCACUGGAGAGUACCCGAAGGACAAGGUCGUCCUUCUCCUCACCGAUGUCUUCGGUAUCCCGCUCAACAACAACAAGCUACUCGCCGAUGACUUCGCCCGCAACGGCUUCCGCACGGUCAUGCCGGACCUCUUCCAGGGCGACGCGCUGCCCGAGAACGCGCUGAACGACCCGACCUUCGACCGCGCCGCGUGGAUGGGCAAGCACGGACCCGAGUCGUGGACCCCCGACAUCGACGCGGUCGUCGCGGCGCUCCAGGCUGAGGGCGUCACCUGGAUCGGCACGACCGGGUACUGCUUCGGCGCCCCGCCCGCGUGGCGUCUUGCGCUCAGCGGCGCGAGCAAGGUCACGGUCGUUACGCACCCGUCGCGCCUCGCUAUCCCCGAGGACCUCGAGGCGUACCGCGAUGGGUCGAAGGCCCCGCUGCUGAUCAACAGCUGCGAGGUUGACCCGAUGUUUGGGCUCGAGGCGCAGGCGAAGGCAGAUGAGAUCCUCGGCGGCGGCAAGUUUGCGCCUGGGUACGAGCGGACGUACUGGGAGGGCUGCACUCACGGCUUCGCCGUGCGCGGGGAUAUGAGCAACCCGAAGAUCAAGGCGGGUAAAGAGGGCGCGUUCACUGCCACCGUGAAGUUCUACAAGAAGUACCUGGAUCUGUAGCGUGGGGGCUAGUGUGUGCAUAUAUGAAGGCCUGUUGAUGACGUGCAGCUAUAGUUGUAUGAUACGGUUAUCGAUGGCUCGAAUGAUCCAUGUUCGUUGUGUUCUAGAGCUCCACGCGUCUUUUCACUUAAAGACCUAUGAGCUGAGACGUACCGGAUACAAAUAUACUUCGGCGGACCUCAUUGGUUCUGCUUGC
Trametes versicolor FP-101664 SS1 is the source of this 1140-nucleotide messenger RNA. Its product is annotated as alpha/beta-hydrolase. The record is from RefSeq and is a predicted model, not a curated record. The transcript has 6 exons. Gene Ontology annotation, molecular function: hydrolase activity. Bases 189 to 944 code for a protein of 251 amino acids. NCBI's taxonomy places the organism in Eukaryota, Fungi, Basidiomycota, Agaricomycetes, Polyporales, Polyporaceae.